Molecule: messenger RNA, 1212 nt
Organism: Magallana angulata
Lineage: Eukaryota; Metazoa; Mollusca; Bivalvia; Ostreida; Ostreidae
Product: testis-expressed protein 36-like
Exons: 3
Coding region: 357-956 (199 amino acids)
Source: RefSeq, a predicted model, not a curated record
GAGGGGUGAAUUGUGGACCAAAACACAAACUUGUCACUCUAGUCUGUGAAGUGAAAAAAAGGAGAGCUAUGGGUCUGAUAGCAUAUAAACCCCUAAUUGAUUACGGUUUUCUUUAUUGGACGACCCCUUCACGGUUUAAUCAAGGGAUGAAUAUUUAAACUCGCCACAGUUGAGGAACUUUUUGUAUAUGCCUAGUAACAUAGCGGGCGGGUAUCGCUUCCUAUAGAGCACCUGCCGUGCUGAUUAAUUGAAAUGUGCUAAUUAGAAAGGACGUUCGAUACGACUUUUUUGAAACAAUAUCUGUGCAUAUAAAUGGAGUUUGUGCAAGGAUAAAUUGAUUUGAAAUUCUUGUGACCAUGGCAUAUUUCUGGAAUCAAAGACCCUGUAACAGACAAAGCUGUAACAGUGCUUCUUUGCCGGGAAUUCAUGAAAUUAACUACAGAACUGCCAAUAGAUUUUCAGAGCAUGAUAAUCGCCAUGCAUUUCAAGACCACGGCGUGUAUUUUGGCAAUGGUAAGGAGGAAAGAAGUCUGGGAAGAAAAAUCACCUUACCAGAUCUUCGUCUUCACCACACAGAAAAGUCUUUCUUAAAGCACCACUCCAGAAACCCCGUAGAUGCCGAUUUAAACACAAACUAUAGGGUAGCCUACCUGGGCCAGCCCGCCGAAAAACCACCCGUUCAUCGGCGCUUUCCCCGGAAGUACCGGGCCCCAGAACCCGGAAGUUUCAAAUUACAAACCUCCACAACCAAUUGGUACCAAGCCCCGGAUGUUCCCUUCAGAACACCGACCCAAGUCCUGGCCGUGUCACAGGAACCGUUUCCGAAGCAUAAUCCGUGGAAAUACUCCAAUCAUGGGAUGAGAGACAUAUACCCGCCCUACGAGCGGAACGCCAAGCAACUAGUGGAUAACCAGUUUAACAAAUAUGGCGCCGCUUUUGCGACAGCUAGUGAAUGAAAUCCUUAUUCGAUAACCUUAGGAGAUUUUAAGAUAUAUUUAUACAAACACAAAUAUACCAUCAUAUAUAUGUGAUCAUUUUCUUUAAGCACCUUCUGUGAUAUUUUUUUCGGAGAUGGUUGAACCAACAGUUUUAACAAAGAGGACACGGUCUAAAUAGUUGUCCGUAUAUAUAUGCAUUAUUUUCUACAAAUUCAAGAAAAGUGUGUCAUUUUAUGUUACAAUUUAUUGUUGAAUAUAUAAAAUAUACAACCUA